This is a messenger RNA of Insectozyma verbasci, 561 nucleotides long. The record is from the annotation of a GenBank genome assembly. Lineage: Eukaryota; Fungi; Ascomycota; Pichiomycetes; Serinales; Debaryomycetaceae.
AUGGCUAAAUAUACAGAAGAACAAUUAUUUGAAUUAAAAACAGAAGCACAUGUUCCGCAACCUACUAUAUUAGAAGCUUUCAAUAAAAUGAUUGAAGAAGUUCAACAACAAACAUUAGCUCAAUAUCAAGAAUAUCAACAACAACAACAACAACAACAAUUGAAAAAGAAGCAUAAUGGAGAUACAUACAUUGAUGAGCAUGGUAAUGAGAGAUCAUACCAUCAUAUGAAUAGAAGAAGAGGCUCAAGAAGUGGUGGAAAUAAACCAAAUUUAAGAAAAAAAAAUGAAAUUGUUCAAGUUGAUGAAGAUGGUUGGGCGACAACCAUUCAACCAACCACUACAAAAGGAAAUAAUGAAGAAGAAUCAAGCAACACCAAGAAUAAUGCCGGUGGAGUUAGAGCCAGACCAAAUAAUAAAAAUUUAGGAUCUUCAAAAGCUGUUGAUCCAAGAGAAAUUGUUAGUGAUAAACAAACAAAAGCAUUUAAUGCAUUUGCUGCAUUGGGCGGUAGUGACGAUGAUGAAGAUGAAGACGAUGACGAUGACGAAGAUAAUGACGAAUAA